This is a messenger RNA of Dibothriocephalus latus, 744 nucleotides long. Lineage: Eukaryota; Metazoa; Platyhelminthes; Cestoda; Diphyllobothriidea; Diphyllobothriidae. The record is from the annotation of a GenBank genome assembly.
UGGACUAUCAGCGCCAUCUCAUACCUUCUCGAAACCUUCGGGAACUUUCGAGUCUAUCGAAAUCUGCGCGAGCCUUGUGUACACGAGGCUGCUGCUGGCGGUGCGGAAGCAGGUGCAGAGGGUGAAGGAACCAGUGAGAUCAAGUUGACAGAUUCGGCCUCCGGGCUGUCGGACGGCCCAACUGAAAUCGCUCCCAUCACCAAUGCCAGUCUACCGCCUCUGCGCAUCUGUCCGCCAUUGCCACGCCUCUGUCUGCUCCUUGGACCCUGUACUAGCCAAAAAUCCGCCAAGAAUCUUACCCAGGAGAGCCAGCAGCCGAAGAAUGUCUUCUCGGACUACGACGUCAGCACGCAGUUUGAAACGCAUGAGGCGGGUGUGUGGCCUGACUACACCUCCAGUGUAUUUAUUAGAAAUCGCGAUAUUGAGCAGGAGAGCAAGAAGAACUUCUGUGAUAUCUUAGUAUAUCUUCAUCCCUACGAGACGCGCUGGUUGCCACUCCAACUUUUUGCGUUAGAAAACACGUGCCCUUCUGGGGAUGCUGGCGUCCAUUCAUCUCCCACCACUGGUCUUCUCAAUGUACUCCACCUUUCCCUACAAACAACCUCUUCCACAAACGAUUUUCUUCAGUCAAGGGGUCUUCUACUUGGUCAAUUCCUGCAGUGUUUAGGCGUGGAAACCAUCAAGGCCAAAGUAGGUCUUUGUUUAUGGUUUUUUUCUGUCAUAAGUGCUUCUGUUUAUGUGUAG